Dermacentor andersoni is the source of this 995-nucleotide messenger RNA. RefSeq names its product eukaryotic translation initiation factor 4H-like. Gene Ontology annotation, molecular function: RNA binding. The record is from RefSeq and is a predicted model, not a curated record. Lineage: Eukaryota; Metazoa; Arthropoda; Arachnida; Ixodida; Ixodidae.
CGCACUAUUUGCGAACGCUGAUUACUGAGAUCUGCAAUAUACUCGUCCGGCGGCUUUUGUAUUGUAUCAUGGCGGACAGGUAUGAGGGUGACUUCGGUUCUAGAUUUGGAGGCCAUCGAGAUCACUAUGGCAAGCCAUCUAGACCGAUGCCCACAGAGCCACCUUUCACAGCAUUCGUAGGAAACCUCCCUGAUGGUGUUGUGCAGAGCGACAUUGAUGAGAUCUUCCAUGGCAUCAGGAUCAAGAGCACUCGCCUUGUGAGAGACAAGGAGACGGACAAAUUCAAAGGCUACUGCUAUGUGGAGUUCUUUGACCUUGACUCCCUGAAAGAGGCUUUGGAGUUUGACUCGGCUGAUCUUCAGGGCCGAUCUCUGCGAGUGGACAUCGCUGAGGGUCGGCGGAGCGACCGUGGCGGAGGAUUUGGCAACAGGCGAGGGGGACCAGGCGGAGGAGGAGGUUUUGACCGGGGUGGUGGCCGAGGGGGUGGACCAAGGGACGGUGGGCCCCCUCGAUACGGAGAUAGAGGAGGCCGGCCAGGAGACCGCGGGGGCUUCCAUGGAGGCUUCUCGGACCGCUCCAGCGACCGUGACUUUGAGAGGGGCCCACCUGGAGGAGGCACCGGCGGUUUCAACAGAGGACCACCUCCAUCUCGUGGUGACAGGCGGCCUGCAGACAGCGAGGAGUUCCGGGAGCCCACAGCAGAAGAGCUGUCUCAUCGCCCACGGCUGAAGCUGCUGCCGCGCACAGUGCGUGCUCCAGUGAACGACGUUGCCGACACGUCGAACCGUUCGAGCAUCUUUGGUGGAGCCAAGCCUCGUGACGAGAAGGAGUAUGAGAAGGGGCGCAAAACUUCCGAAGGCGAUGCCGACUAACCGCUGCUCCUAGAAAACUCAGCAUCUUGUGUUUAAAGCUAAACCUUGUCAUCUUUUUUUUGUGUGGAUUGAGAGUUUUGUACUCUGUGAUUAAGAAUAAAAACAAUGUACUGGAAAACUGGG